AUGGCAAUGAAUCAGCCCCUUUGGAUCCUCCUACUUGACAGCCCAUUCAGAAUAAUUACCAUAUCCGUUGCGGUGUCUGGCGAUGGCUUUCUGGCACGAGACAUAUGUAUAGAGAAUAGGGCUGGAGCAAAGAAACAUCAAGCAGUUGCCUUGAGAGUAAAUGCGGAUUUUGCAGCUUUGUACAAGUGCCAUAUUAAUGGUUACCAGGAUACAUUAAUGCCAAUGCCUAGCCAAUUCACAGUUAUCAUAGCACAGUCUCGUGACAGCCCAGAUGAGGACACUGGAAUUUCCAUCCAGAAUUGUUCAAUUUUUGCUACAAAUGAUUUGUACUCUAGUUCUAGCAAUUGGUCCAAUUAUAAUGAUGAUCAAGAAUUAAAAACUUUGUACUACGGAGAGUAUGACAAUAGUGGGCCCGACUCAUCAACUGAUGAUAGAGUUCAAUGGAAAGGGUAUCACAUAAUGGAUGUUGAUGUUGCAUAUAAUUUCACAGUGUCAGAGUUCAUCAAUAGUAAUGAAUGGUUGGAUUCCACUGCAUUUCCUUACGAUCAUGGGGUUUAA
Quercus robur (English oak) is the source of this 558-nucleotide messenger RNA. Its product is annotated as probable pectinesterase/pectinesterase inhibitor 12. The transcript has 4 exons. The record is from RefSeq and is a predicted model, not a curated record. The coding region runs from base 1 to 558 and encodes 185 amino acids. NCBI's taxonomy places the organism in Eukaryota, Viridiplantae, Streptophyta, Magnoliopsida, Fagales, Fagaceae. Gene Ontology annotation, molecular function: pectinesterase activity; pectinesterase inhibitor activity. Gene Ontology annotation, biological process: cell wall modification.